AUGACAGACGAUGGGAUCUACGAAGCCAAUCGCAUCGCUGCCGCCAAGGCGAAACGCGAAGCCCGCAAAUCCCAACUUCGCCCAGUACGCAACGCCGCCGCACAACCGCUUCCAACGUGUCCUCGAUGUCAACGGACAUUCUGGGCUCGAAUCUGACUUGUUGGACACCUUCGGAUCAACUGCACCUCUCGAACUGCUCCAGCCAUCGUCCCCCCGCCCGCCUCUUCUUCCCCUCCGCCGCCAACUAACUCUGACAAUUCUUCUGAACCACCAUUCCCACCCUCCUCCUCCUCCUUCUCCGCCUCCUCCUUCUCCUCCUCCUCCUCCUCCUCCUCCUCCUCCACUGCUUCCACGACGGCCGCUCAGGCGACUGUCCCGCGCGCAACAACCGACACCAUCACCACCUUCCCCGCCUCCAGCAAUGAGAAUCAGGACUACACCUGCCCUCACUGCGACCGCACCUUCACCCCACGCAUCGGCCUGGUCGGUCACUUGCGAAUCCAUCGCACAGAGCCUGGCCAACCAGUGCCUAGAGCACCAACCUAUAGCCAUCAAGUUCGUCUCAACUGCCCACACUGCCCUCGCACUUUCAGACACCGCAUGGGCCUUUUCGGCCACAUGCGCAUCCACGACGACCUGCGGUAG
Spirometra erinaceieuropaei is the source of this 645-nucleotide messenger RNA. The record is from the annotation of a GenBank genome assembly. Lineage: Eukaryota; Metazoa; Platyhelminthes; Cestoda; Diphyllobothriidea; Diphyllobothriidae.